Gasterosteus aculeatus aculeatus (three-spined stickleback) is the source of this 3415-nucleotide messenger RNA. It is a transcript of the gene ppm1g, whose product is annotated as protein phosphatase, Mg2+/Mn2+ dependent, 1G. Lineage: Eukaryota; Metazoa; Chordata; Actinopteri; Perciformes; Gasterosteidae. Gene Ontology annotation, cellular component: nucleoplasm. The record is from RefSeq and is a predicted model, not a curated record. Gene Ontology annotation, molecular function: cation binding; protein serine/threonine phosphatase activity. Gene Ontology annotation, biological process: protein dephosphorylation.
CGCGUACGCUCCCUUCCUCUCCAGCUCCUCUGGGGUCUGCCUUGUUGAUAGCGGCUUUUGCUUUCACACGUGCAAUCUCUUCUAUGCGAAGCUCUCUCUCGUUGGUAUCCGAUUACAAACUCAUCCUGCUCAUUCCGAAUAGGUGCAAAGCCAUAGCAACCGACGACCAUGGGGGCUUAUCUGUCGCAACCCAACACGACCAAGACCUCAUCCGAUGGCGGCAACAGUAACAUGAGCUACGGCUACUCUGCCAUGCAGGGCUGGCGCGUCUCCAUGGAGGAUGCUCACAAUUGUAUCCCAGAAUUUGAUGAAGAAACAGCCAUGUUUUCGGUGUAUGACGGACACGGAGGUGAGGAGGUGGCUCUGUACUGUUCAAAGUACCUUCCUGACAUCAUCAAGCAGCAGAAGGCUUACAAAGAUGGCAAACUUCAAAAGGCUCUGGAGGAUGCCUUCUUGGCCAUCGACAGCAGUAUGACCACCGAGGAGGUCAUCAAGGAGCUCGUCCAGAUUGCUGGGCGUCCCACUGAGCAGCCACCAGUUCCAAAGGUGUCAGAAGAGGACGAUUUGGACACAGAGGAGGCUGCUUUACUGCACGAGGAAGCCACAAUGACCAUCGAGGAGCUGCUGGUACGCUAUGGCCAGAACCUCAAUGCAGUCAAGCAUGCAGCUGCCAUCAGUGCGGCAGCUAAGAAAGCGUCCUCGCAGGCGGAGGCCACCGGAGACAAAGAGGAAGUUGGGAAGGCACAGAAGGAUGGGGUAAAUGGAGAGGUGGAGGAGAGCAAUGGGAAGGCGAAGAAAGGCGAAGGAGCUGCAUGCGGGUCGAAGCUGCGAGCCUGUCGGAGAACAGGAGGGGAAGGCAGCGGUUCAGCGGACUGUGGGGGUUCAGGAAGCGCCAACGGAGAAGAAAAGGCUGGUAAAGCAGAGGGAGACGCAGGUCCCUCCUGCUCCUCUCUGUCCACUAAGGAGGCAGCCGAUUCCAAGUCCAGGUUCUUUGAAGACAGCGAGGAGUCUGAGGAGGGAGAAGAGGAGGGCAGCGAGGAAGAGGAUGGCAGCGAAGAGGGUGACAGCAGUGAGCUCGAAGAAGAGGAUACAGACGAGGGAGAAGACUCUGAAGAGGAAGAGGGGGAGGAGGAAAUGUGCCUGCCUGGAAUGGAUGGCAAGGAGGAGCCGGGGUCGGACAGCGGCACCACAGCCGUCGUAGCUCUGAUUCGGGGGAAACAGCUGAUCGUGGCCAAUGCUGGGGACUCUCGCUGCGUGGUGUCUGAGCGUGGCAAAGCUGUCGACAUGUCGUACGACCACAAGCCAGAAGAUGAGGUGGAACUCGCUCGCAUCAAAAAUGCUGGAGGGAAAGUGACAAUGGAUGGACGGGUCAACGGUGGACUUAAUCUCUCCAGAGCUAUUGGUGAUCACUUCUACAAGAGGAACAAGGCUCUGCCUGCAGAGGAGCAGAUGAUUUCUUCGAUGCCGGACGUCAAAGUUCUGACCCUUAACGACGAUCACGACUUCAUGGUCAUUGCUUGCGACGGCAUCUGGAAUGUGUUGAGCAGUCAGGAGGUGGUGGACUUCGUCAGCGAGCGGAUCAAACCGGACAAGAGCGGCAAUGUCAGACUCCUCUCAUCCAUAGUGGAAGAGCUGUUGGAGCACUGUUUGGCUCCCGACACAUCUGGCGACGGGACAGGCUGUGACAACAUGACCUGCAUCAUCAUCACCCUGCGGCCACACCCAUCCACCGCUCAGCCAGACGACACGAAGAAGAGGAAGAGCCAGGAGGAGGCAGAGGAGAACGGAAAAGAUGGCAAAAAGGCUAAAAGCAACUAAAGGAAAGGGAAGCCGUGCCAAGGGAGCAGCUGGUCCGAGGCCACCCAGAAGCACCAGAGACACGUUCUGUUUAAUCCUUAGCUCACAAACACGGUUUCACCCUAAAACCGAUGUUCAUUGCUACACGUAAGAUCGGCUGAACUAAGAUCAGUGUAUUUUUUUUCCCCUCCUGUUUAAAGCCAAUUCUCCCAUUAACUCGCCCCCACAUUUCCAGUUUAUUUCUUGGAAAGAAGCUGGACACAUGUUUCGUCCCUAAAUGAAUAAUUAAAUAAUAAUAUUAAACAAUUCCCGGGCACCGUGAAUAGCCCGGUAUUUGUAACUAGAAGCAAUCGUUAGGACGAGGCAGACGUUCACCGCUCUGUUAUUGUUCAGAUGUUCUUCCACGCAACAUGGCGGCCUCACCCUUUGGUUUCAGUGGAAGUUUGAGGGUGGCUCUCGUGACCGGCUGCCGAUCCCACUCUAAAGUGUAACUCGAACGCUUUGUUGCAGCUUUUCAGUAUGUAGCCACACAAUGCCCCCUACGGGUCGUCGCAUUACACGGCAUUCAUUGUUUCUCAAAGUGCCAUUUAAACAGAACAUGAAUUCCUUUCUUAUAGGCACCAUAUCGCAUCCUCAAAUUAAUCGAAACCAGAGCAAGGACCCGAAAUGGCUGCAGUUAGAUUUGCCGUGAUAACGGUAGAGAAAGUGAUUAAAUGAGAGGAUAUUAGUGUCUUUUGUAGUCGAGAUUGACGAUGCGGCCAAAGUGCGCUUGUUAGUCCAGAGUUAAAUUGAAUGUGUUGCUUCCCUGAUUCAGUGAGCAAGAGGGGCCGAAGGAUUAGCGGUACCAGUCCAGUGGCUCUUGUUUGCCAUUUUAAAUAUUCCCCCCGUAUUGGCACCCAUUCAUUAUUUUUUUCAUUCUUGCGGGUCACACAAAAACCAAAAAAUACCCCGCCAUCAUCGGCCCCCCCCCCCCCCCCACAUUCCUGCUUUGUGUCUAAUUAAAUCUGUAAAUGUCCAGAUGAGAUGCCGGAGGCUUCGUGGGCUUGUAUACUUUUCCUCUGUAGGAUCUGAUAGCAGGAAUCGAGCAGAGGUAGCGAGGUAGUGAGUGACGGUCCACCGUUCUCUGCUCUCCCCUGUUUCUGUUGUAACAACCUUUUAAGAUCCUCUUUAGAACAUGUUUUAAGUAUAAACGUAUUUCCACUCAAAUGUUUGUUUGUUUUUGUUGAUGAUACAUUUGUUGUUGACUGGUGAUCUUAUAAGGAAAACAUUUGUGAGCACACGCUGAAAAUGCCCUGACGCUAAACUGUAGAUGAUGCACAAUGUUACUCUUUGAGUGGAAAUACAAUUUAAACUUAAGAGCACUAAGACAGUGUAGCUGUUGAGAAUAACUGUCUUUAUUUGCAGAUGUCAUUAAAACCACAUUGUGUGACUGUAAUUUUGUUUCUAGUGAACUAUCUUGUCACCAUGACCUUUUUUUCUGUACAUAGUUUUUUCAAUACUUGUAAUUGAAGAAAAAUGUUUUCUCUUCGUAAUUGUGGGUCAAUGUGACAUUUUUGGUGCAUACUCUUUUGACACCGGUAUGUAAGUACAUACAAAUACAUUUUUUAAAUAAUGACAA